AUGCGUAGGAUUCCCGAGCCCGAGCGCACACCCAGCUGGGUAUCUCGUCAGACAAGUCGGGAAGGUCCUCCAGACGGAGAAGGUGCGAUUGCGAUCACUACUGUUCCCAUCGGACCGACAUCCAUGGAUAAUGGGAAUGAUUACGGGGAAACGACUCAAAUCGGGACCCCUGUUCCGACACAGAUCGAGAGGGUCAUGGACUGGGGCAGGGGCAGUACCACCAAGUCGGAGGGGGGAUCUGAUGGUGACAGGGGACCGGUGACAGGGAUUGACCAAGAUUGGAACUACUGGAUUGGCGUGGUGAUCCGCGACACGCGACGAGCAGAAAGCAAAGCGAAAGAAACAACUGCGGUCCUUGUCAACAAGCCACGAGUGCCGCCGAACGGCUCUCACAUCACACUCGGCUGCGACUGCAUUGGGGAAAUCGCCGCGGCAGAGGAGGAGCAACCUCCCCUUCGCAUCCAUCGUCUCCGACGUGAUGCUAUUAUUCGCCGACCAAGUCAGGCCAAUGCCUGCGGCUACGUCGCUCCAAUUUCCACGGCAGGAAAAGUCCAGGGUCUUACAACAUGGAGACAUGGAGGCUGUGAACGUCCAGAUCUCAAUCUAGCGCCCCAAUGA
Molecule: messenger RNA, 618 nt
Organism: Penicillium subrubescens
Lineage: Eukaryota; Fungi; Ascomycota; Eurotiomycetes; Eurotiales; Aspergillaceae
Exons: 3
Coding region: 1-618 (205 amino acids)
Source: RefSeq, a predicted model, not a curated record